Molecule: messenger RNA, 2073 nt
Organism: Didymella exigua CBS 183.55
Lineage: Eukaryota; Fungi; Ascomycota; Dothideomycetes; Pleosporales; Didymellaceae
Product: polysaccharide lyase family 4 protein
Exons: 2
Coding region: 1-2073 (690 amino acids)
Biological process (GO): carbohydrate metabolic process
Molecular function (GO): catalytic activity; carbohydrate binding
Source: RefSeq, a predicted model, not a curated record
AUGCGCCAUAUAAUAUCAUCGAUUCUUCUCACCUCUUUUGGGCUGGCUGCCGCACAUCUAACCGCCAACGAGACGUCUGCGUACCUGCAGCUUGAGAAUGACAGGCUCUUUGUUUCUGUGAACAAGACCACAGGUGGCAUUGACACCCUAGUUCUUGACGGGCAAGAUCUGCUGGGAUCCGCAGCAUACAUCCCAUACACCCCAGGCGGCUCUUCGGGAAACGGGAGAUAUGGCGUUGGACCCUAUCUCGACUGCUACUGCAUCCCUGCAACUGGUCCAUCGAGCACGGGAUCGGGCUCAUACACACCUGGCUCAAUCGACCCGACGUAUCAGCUAUUCAAGGGUGUCGACACUCACAAUGUUGCCUACGGCGGUGUCGUGAUGAGCGAAGUGUAUCCGCCCACCGGUCAGAUCCUCGAGCAGUACUGGUUCCUUCGUGACGGCGAGACUGGCUUGCAUACGUUCAGCCGCAUCGCCUACCACAACUCGACCAGCCCGUUUCUGCGCAAUCUGCAGGAGUUCAGGACGCUGUUCCGGCCCAGCACCGAGCUUUGGACAGAUCUCGUCACCAACGAGGGACUUGCUGCACCCAUGCCAAUCCCCAAUCCUGCUUCUGGAAACACGACCAACGCUGCAACUGUCCAAGACGCAACUUGGUACCUCGGUAACCGUACAGAUGACCCAUACGUGGAGGCAUUCGCCGACUACUUUACCAAGUACACAUUUGCAGCCGAGUGGCGCGAUCAGACAGCCCAUGGCCUGUUUGCCGACGGCUCGCAGAGCAAAGACAACUCCACCUUUGGCGCCUGGCUCGUGAUGAACACAAAAGACACCUACUAUGGUGGGCCAACACACUCAGACCUGGUCGUCGACGGCAUCAUCUACAACUACAUGGUGUCCAACCACCAUGGCGCAGGUACACCCAACAUCACCGAUGGCUUUGACCGCACAUUCGGACCCCAGUACUACCACUUCAACAAGGGGCCAGCUGGUGCCUCGUGGCAGUCACUGCGCGAUGAAGCUGUUCGCUAUGCGUCUCCGUCCUGGAACGCUCACUUCUACGACACCAUCGCAGAGCACAUUCCAAACUACGUUCCGACUUCGCGCCGUGGAGCCUGGAAGGCAAAAGUCCAGCUCCCCAAAGGAGCCAAAAACGCCAUCGCAGUCCUCGCCCAGAACGGCAUCGACUAUCAAGACAACGCGAUAGACCCUCUGAAGUUCCAAUAUUGGGCAGAUAUCAGCCGCGACGGCACAGUCGAGAUUGAUCGCGUCGCAGCAGGGACCUACCGAGUCACCAUGUACGCCGACGGCAUCUUCGGCGACUACAUCGAAGACGACAUCGUCAUCAGCGCCGGAAAGACGACACACUGCGGCACUCUCAAAUGGGAAGCCGAGACAGCAGGCACUGAACUCUGGCGCAUCGGUACCCCCGACAAAGCAGGCGGAGAAUGGCGCCACGGCGACGUGCCGCUCAACACAUCGCUUCACCCCCCGGAGUACCGCAUCUACUGGGGCGCCUACGACUACCUGACCGACUUCCCCGAGGGCGUCAACUUCCACGUCGGGAAAAGCGACACGUACAAGGACUUCAAUUACAUACACUGGUCUGUGUUCGGUGGGUAUGCGAACUCCCGCAGGCCGCAGCAGGUCGCUGGAAGCGGCGAGAUCAACAACUGGACCAUUACAUUCGAUGUCGACCAGCACGCUCUAGUCCACAAGGAGCACGCCACGUUCACGAUCCAGCUGGCCGGAGCGAAGACGGCCGCCGGCAACACGGAUACGUUCAACGCGACCCAGCCGUGGAACGACGUGCCUUUCGUCGUUGCGGUCAACGGGCACGAGCUAGAGCCUUGGAUCAUUCCCUACAAUAAGUCGUCCUCGUGCGCGACUCGCAGCGCUGUCUCGUGCUACACGCUGAGCCACAAGUUUAUGUUCCCGACAAGCUACCUGAGCAGCAACGCCACAAACGAGUUCGUACUCAGCUUACCGUACAACGCGACAGACUACGAGAGCGCGGUUCUGCCGAAGAGUGUUUACGUGCAGUACGAUGCGCUCCGACUGGAGGUCAAGUAG